CGACGAUGCUGGCGUUGGAGUCGACAAGAGCGACAGAUCCAGGGACGCAGCAUGUUAACGAAGGAAUAUAAUUACAUUAGAGUGGACAAUAGAGUGGACAAUAGAAGAGGUAAUAGAAGAGUCGUCGUCGAGAGAGGAAUGUAGAAAAGAAUGAAGGAAGAUGAAGACGAAAACGAAGAUGAAGCUGAAGACAACCGACAACCCGAGAAAAAAUCUUGGCAACUUUUCUUUUGACUUCAUUUCAUCAUCUCGACUUCCGUCUUGCCUUCGUUGACUUGCCAACUUCCAUCCAUUGCCCGCAUCAUGGCCCUGUACCAGCGACUCUCCGUGUCUCUGUUGGCCGGCGCCGUGGCUUUCUAUCCCGGGACUGCCAUGGCCGAGGAGCCCAGAAAACCUAUCUACGAUGACUUCCCCGCCGAACCCUCCGUCGCUCUCAUCCCGUCCGCUUCUACUCCCAGCACGGCCGCUACGACCACCACCACCACCACCACCACCCCCCCGACUGCCGCACCAACCACACCGAAAUCAUCUUCUUCGCCCACACCAACCGAUAUCCUAACCGCCCAGGUGCGUCAGGCCCGCCUCUUCCUCUACCAGCAGUCGCGCACCGCCGAAAUCUGCUUCAACGACAUUCUCUCGCGUGCCCUCCACGUCGAGAAUGCCUUUACCAAGACCAUUGCCUCGUUGGCCCCCUCCCCCGAAUCCGGCGAGCAGCUGCUCCCCGGUGGCAUCUACGUCGUCGUUGCGGCUAUGGCUGGCUCCAUCGUUGCCCGUAACCGUGGUCGCCUGCUGCGCUCCGCUACCCCUCUGGCCUUUGGUACCGUUGCCGCUUGGUCGCUGCUCCCCGUGACGAUGCGGAACGUCUCCGAUUUGAUCUGGGAGUACGAGAAGCGCGUGCCUGCCGUGGCCGAUCAGCAUCUGCUUCUCCGCGAGAAGGCCGAGUAUAUCUGGUACACGGGUGUGGCUCAUAGCGGCAUGGCUCGUGCGAGAAUGGAGGAGAAGAUCGGAGAGGCACGGAAGAAGCUCGAGGAGGUGGUGAGCAAGGGCCAUUAAGCUCUUUUUCUCUCUGUCUACGCUCACUUUUCCACUGGUUGUAUGUUUUGUUUGGUCUAUAUUCUGAUAGCCGUUUGGGACACUGUCCUAUAUUGCAUAUGUAUCUGUAACAGAGGGUUUUUUUUUUUUUUAAACCGAAGAUCCAGUUUCUAGACAUUACUUUUCCUUUUUUUUUCCCCCUUCCCCCGC
This is a messenger RNA of Aspergillus ochraceoroseus IBT 24754, 1242 nucleotides long. RefSeq names its product MICOS complex subunit MIC26/MIC27. The record is from RefSeq and is a predicted model, not a curated record. Gene Ontology annotation, cellular component: mitochondrial crista junction; MICOS complex. NCBI's taxonomy places the organism in Eukaryota, Fungi, Ascomycota, Eurotiomycetes, Eurotiales, Aspergillaceae. Bases 304 to 1053 code for a protein of 249 amino acids. Gene Ontology annotation, biological process: cristae formation. The transcript is spliced from 3 exons.